CGGAUUUUAGUUUAAAAUAAUGGUGUACGCGAUAAGUUUGUUGCUAGUUAUCUACAAAUGCAAUACUUUUGGAAAGAUCAGGCUUUAGUGAGAAAGAGAUAUAUAUCUUUUGUUAGCUAGUGUUCCUCUUUUGCAGGAAUGAAAAUUGUGCGUUGUGUUUAGGACGAUAUAGAAUCCGUGCGAAUUGAAUUGUUAAAUUGCUCUUCAAGCGUGUCCAAAGAUUUCAUUGAGUAUUUAAAUGAAGAGAUACACUUGACACAAUAAUUAUGAUAGUACAUUAAUCACGAUUUAUAAGUAUCACCAGAAACUAAUAGAUUUCUAUUAUAUUUCCGAUAUUUCAAAGUGUAAAAGAAACGUAACUAUACUCUCCUCGUCAUUAAUAAUUGGGCGCGUAUUUCAAAUUCUUUUACCGAUAGAUCCGACGCCCAGUUCAUACAUAUUGUUGAAUAGAAAAUUUUGUGAAUGAAGUGUACGGAGCUGUUACAACGGUACUUACUUCUUCACAACAUCAAACUUACUACAUAUGCAAUUUUAUCACAAUUAAUUGGAAUUAUGUAACUGAAAAAAAAUCGAAUUUUCUUAUAGGAACAAUAAUUAUAAUUAGUUAUUUUCCUGUUUUCAUUUAACUCUUUCGUGCUUGAAAAAGUUGUCUUGAAGUAAUUACUGGACGAAUAAAACCGAUUACAGAUAUGUUGUACAGAUUGAUAAAUCAGUGGGUGUUAUUAACUGUAAACUUUUAUUGACAAUUCAGUUCCUCGUUUGAAUAUCAUUUGCUCAUUAUCAAAAAUGGUUAAAAGUCAAGUCGAAUAUUUAAGAAUGGAAGAAGAAAUAGUAGUUGACGACUGUGAUGAUAAUAGUAUAACUGAGUCCCAACAAUUGGACGAUUCUUCCACAUCAGUUAUGCCAGUAUUAUAUAUUCAACAGGGCAAAAUGCGUUCUGGUCAGACUGCAGCUGCAAAUCAAACGCUUGUUUCUUCUACUGCUACUCAGCUGGCUGCCAUCAUUAAUCCCGUUAAUAAUCAGAUUGUUAGUGGACAAAAUAAAGUAUUUAUACAGAGUCCAGGUCAAGUUACUACUUCGCAAAACAAGCAACAUAUUGUAAUUCAUCGUCCUGUUAAUACAGUCAAUACUACAAACACUGCACAAGGACAAAAACAUAUAUUGCUUAGAAAAUCUAAUACAUCUACUGCGCAGAUCGUACCCCUAAAUACUUCUCAGGGAAAUCAGACGAAUUCGCAGUCAGGAAAACAUACAUUUGCAUAUCUUGGGACUCUUAUCAAACCAAAUAAAUCACGCGAAUCUGUCGUGAUCCCAGCAGGAGCUUUAACGACUACUCAAAUAACUAAACCUAAGUUAGUUAUUGCCCCAGUUAUAUCACAAUUGGCGCAGACAUCAACAAGCACGACUGCUUGUUCGCAAAGCCAACCAUCUAAACAUAUGACAAAUCUGCUAUUACCAGUAAGCAUUCCCCAACAAAGUGGUUCUGCCAAAUCCAGUAUGUUUAAUUUGAAGAUCAAUAAUGGUCAAAUCAGUACCGAUAGCAAGGGAACGAUUACAGUAUUACGAGAAUCAAAAACUACCAAUUCUGCAACGCAUCCACCACCGUUACAUCCAAUUGCAAAAAUGAGCUUAUUAAACGCGAAUAAAGGAAAUAACAAUUCUACAGAUAGUAUCAAAAUUACAGAAAAUCCAGAUUCAGCAGUUAUUACGCCUAUUCCUAAAAAGGACGAUACUAUUAUUCCAGAAAAAAAGAGAAAGACUAUAAGUAAUAUUUUAAGAGCUUCUAAUGAAAAGCGAUUGAAAAAAUAUAAAUCGUCGCAAGAAACCAUGGCUGAUGUGACUUAUGCGCUUAGUAGUCCUGAAUCAGAACAAGAUAAAGAUAAAAAAGUACAGAACGAUGAUGAUAUUACUUUGAUUAAAGUCAUUCCUAGUGAAGAAAAAUCAAUGAAGUUAAAUACGACGAGUAUAGACGACGAUAUCAAAAUAGAAAUAAUUAAAACUCCUACAAGUUGUACAGUCGAACCCGUGUUGGAAAAUAAAAAUGAAAUGAAAAUGAAUCAUGAUGAUAUGAAAGAGCUGUUUAAUGUCUCUCAGCAAAACGAUUCCAAUUUCGACGCUACUAAAGUAUUAGAUUGGAAAGAUGGUGUAGGAACUUUGCCAGGAAGUACAUUGAAGUUUUGUAUGAAUGAAUUGGGGAUAAUUGAAGUUGUCGAAGAUGGUGAAACAAUUAAGCAGACUAAAGAUGGCAAUAUUGGUGAUAAGGAAAAUGUAUGUUUAAUGCAAAAUUCUUCAAAAUCCAGUCCUGUUAUAACCAAUAAUGCCAUUAGUGAGAAAAAAGCGGAAGAUCGGAAAACUAGGACUUUAUCUGCUGAUACAGUCUAUCAUUGCGAGGGUUGUGGUUGUUAUGGCCUAGCUGCAGAAUUUGAGAGUCCAAUAUCUUGCAGUCCAACAUGUACAGAUCUAAUAGAAUCUAAGAAACAACCUUCAAUGCGAAAAGAAAAAGACCUUAAAGAUUUGCGUGUAAAACGUAAACGAAAAAGAUUGUUACAAGAACAACAGCAAGCUAAAGAAAUGGAAGAAAAAUUGCAGGAGAAGAUUAAAUCUGAAACAGACGAAGAUACAAAAGAUACCAUUGGCGCGAUGGAUGACGAAUGCCAAGGAGAUUUUUCAGAAUCUAAGUAUCCAUGGCAAACUGGGAAACUCGGUUUUUCUUGGCCUAAGUAUCUUGAGCAUUAUAAAGCCAAAUCUGCGCCAGUGAAAUUAUUUAAAGAUGCAUUUCCAUAUGGAAAAAAUAACUUCAAACCCGGAAUGAAAUUAGAGGGAAUAGAUCCUGAACGUCCAUCUCGUUAUUGCGUUCUUACAGUAGUCGAAGUAGUAGGAUAUAGAAUACGUUUACAUUUUGAUGGUUACCCAGAAAAUUAUGAUUUUUGGGCUAACGCGGAUAGCAUGGAUAUUUUUCCAAUUGGUUGGUCAGAAAAAAAUGGACAUCGUCUUGAUCCACCAAAAGGUUAUGUAUCUUCUAAUUUCAACUGGAAUGCCUAUCUGAAAAUUUGUAAAGCUACUGCAGCUCCAAAAAAUAUAUUUUCCAAUAAAAAUUCCGUUUUUCCAACUGGAUUUCGUUUGGGUAUGAAACUAGAAGCAGUCGAUCGUAAACACUCAUCUUUAGUUUGUGUAGCAAGUAUAGCAGGUUUAAUGGAUUCUCGGAUAUUAGUUCACUUUGAUUCUUGGGACGAGGUAUAUGAUUAUUGGGCAGAUGCAAGUUCACCUUACAUUCAUCCCGUGGGAUGGUGUCAUCAUAAUGGACACAGUCUUACUCCUCCCAACAAUUAUAAAGAACCCAAGAACUUUACAUGGGACACUUAUCUAAAAGAAACUCGUUCUAUGGCAGCACCGGCGAGAGCUUUCAAACAACGACCACCUUGUGGAUUUAAACGUGGUAUGAAAUUAGAAGCAGUUGAUAUAAGAGUUCCACAACUUAUUAGAGUAGCCACUGUCGAAGAUGUGAAAGAUCAUAUGUUGAAAAUACGUUUUGAUGGUUGGCCAGAGAAUCAUGCUUAUUGGGUCGACGAUGAUUCCCCAGACAUACAUCCGAUGGGAUGGUGUUUAAAAACUGGACAUCCAUUGGAAGCACCAUUAACACCAGAUAAUCCGAAUGAUAAAUCAGAAUGUGGUACGUAUGGAUGUCGUGGUAUAGGACACGUAAAGGGUCCUAAAUUUGCUACACACAAUUCACCAUCUGGCUGUCCUUAUUCACCUCAAAAUUUAAACAAAAAUAAGACCUUAUCAGAUAGAUUAAUCACAAAAAAUGAAAUCAGUUGCGACGUCGAUGAAGAGUCGCCGCAGGAAAGAGUAGCAAGAGUCGAUAAAAUUGAAAAAGUGAAAAUAGAAAAGCCUGAGAAGAUUGAAAAGCUUGAAAAGCUUGAAAAGCUUGAAAAGUUGGAAAAAACUGAAAAGUUGGAAAAAUUGGAAAAGCUCGAAAAGCUCGAGAAGCCUGAGAAAAUAGAAAAAAUAGACAAAAUAGACAAAAUGGAGAAACUUUCUUUCUCUGAAGAACGACUCUUAAAGACUGAAAAAGAUGUGAAACAAGAGGAUGGAGAUUCCGAUAAAAAUGACAAGUCUGAAAAUUCGGAAAAAUCUGAAAGAUCAAGCAAGUCGAAAACUCUUCACAGCGAUGGACAAUCCGACGAUGAGGAAGUUUCGAGGAAACGUAAAAAAAGACGACAAAUUUCUGAUGAUUCUAUAUAUACUCUUUCAAAUUCUACAUACGGUGAUACGGUAUUAAAUACCACACAAUUUGGUGCUGUUAUGCCAGAUAAACAAUUACGUACAGAAUUAUACCAAUCGGUCUACGAUCCUGGUUAUCAUCCUCUACCAGACGCACCGCACAUAUGGGCAAAACAUAGUACCGUCUUAAACAGAGUAGUUUCUCAACAGAAUACAAAUCCUCGACGCUGGUCGAAUGAAGAAGUUAUUAAGUUUAUUCAAAGUGUCCCAAAUUGUAAAGAAAUUGCUAAUAUUUUUAGAAAACAUAAUAUCGAUGGAGAAGCAUUUUUAAUGCUGACGCAAGAAGAUUUGGUAUCGUUGUUAGGUUUACUCUUAGGACCGGCAAUAAAGCUAUAUAACAGUAUAGUAUUGCUACGUCGGAGAGCCACGUGAAUAUUUUGUCGAAAGAAGAAUCAAUGAAGUGGCAAAGAAAAUAUUUCUUAUUAAAGAAAAGAGUGAGAUAGGGAAAACUGAUGUUUAAAUGAAAUUAAUUAUUCAUUGAUCAAGUUUUCCCAACUUUUUAAGCAAAUCUUUUCCAUUUCAUUUUGUAAUUGACAGAUAUUUAUUUGUGACAUAGUUUAUUUAAUUUUUUUUUUACAAACAAUUCGAAAUUGAAAUAUUUAACUGUGACUAGCAAGAAAAGAAACCGAAUGAAUCUUAUUCUUGCAAUUUGGAUCGAUUAUGGGGUAUCAAGUAUAUUCAUACUCAAUUUGAAUAUCUAUUCAUGACUAGUACUUAUAAUUGUCCAAUAUAAUUUUUUUUAUAUUACCAACCGAAUUCGAUCAUGUACAAAUGUAA
This is a messenger RNA of Polistes dominula (European paper wasp), 5061 nucleotides long. RefSeq names its product lethal (3) malignant brain tumor (gene l(3)mbt). Gene Ontology annotation, cellular component: nucleus. NCBI's taxonomy places the organism in Eukaryota, Metazoa, Arthropoda, Insecta, Hymenoptera, Vespidae. Gene Ontology annotation, biological process: negative regulation of DNA-templated transcription. The record is from RefSeq and is a predicted model, not a curated record. Gene Ontology annotation, molecular function: histone binding; chromatin binding; zinc ion binding.